Messenger RNA from Stegodyphus dumicola, 1251 nucleotides. RefSeq lists its product as uncharacterized. The record is from RefSeq and is a predicted model, not a curated record. Lineage: Eukaryota; Metazoa; Arthropoda; Arachnida; Araneae; Eresidae.
AUGAUUGAUGAACAUCGGCCAGUUUGCUUCGCUUUACAGGAGACACAUCUCAAAGCUAAUAGCAAAGCCAAACUUAGGAGAUUUUCAUUUACGAGAAAGGACAAUGUUGUUAGUGAACGCGUCUGUGGAGGUGUAGGCCUUCUCACCUCACAUGACUAUCCGUCAACUGUCCUUCCGUUAGCAACAUCCCUUCAAGCGGUAGCUAUACAAGCUAAUAUUAAAGGAUUAGUUUCUGUCAUUUCCAUAUAUCUACCUCCUAAUGAAGCUAUCGAUCAGAGACAGCUAAAUGAGUUGAUAGAACAGCUGCCAGAGCCGUUUAUUAUCAUGGGGAAUUUUAACGGACAUAGUCAGUUAUGGGGAAGUAGAGAUACAAAUCCUCGAGGUAGACAAAUUGAGCAGAUGAUAGAAGAUCAUUGCCUUUGUCUUCUCAAUAAUGGUCAGGAUACCUACUUCCAUGCGCCAACAAGGACAUUUCACGCUCUUGAUCUUGCCAUCUGUUCACCUUCUCUUUUGCCCUUCUGUACUUUUAGUGUUGGAGAUGAUCCUCACAACAGUGACCACUUCCCGAUAUUUGUUACUUUUGCUAGGGCAGGAAUGAGUCCCGUCGUAAGGCCCCCAAACUUUAUAUUUGAAAGGGCAGACUGGGAGCUUUUCUCCUCUCUUGCAGAGCUCACGGAUGAAGUAGUGAACGAUGUGCCGGUCGACGAUGCAGUGAAAGCCAUAACUGACAUUAUAAUCCAAGCGGCUACAGCCUCUAUACCUCUGACCUCAGCAAAACCUCCAAAAUACUCGAAACCUUGGUGGAAUCAAGAAUGCCAGAAAACUCUAAGACAGCAGAGAAAAGCCUGGGGACACUUUCGAAGAUAUCCCACACUCCCAAAUCUUAUUGCUUUCAAAAAAGCUAAAGCAAACACACGGAAAAUACGACGGGAGAGUAAGAGGAAUUCCUGGAUAUCUUAUGUGUCUGGGAUAACAGCCUCAACAUCCAGUAAGCGAGUAUGGGAAAGAGUUAGAAAAGCCUGUGGAAUAUACCGAGACCACUCACUUUCCAUCCUGGAAAAAGACGGCCGAACGAUCAGCACAGCGGAAGAAAUUGCAAACACCCUUGGUGAAACUUUGCAGCCAUCUCUAAUGGCUGCAGUUAUCCCCCAACAUUUCUGUCUGCUAAGCUACAUGCUGAAAAUAUUCCCAUUAAGUUCAACUCUGCCAACUCUGAGCCUUACAAUUGCGAAUUUUCCCAUUUUGAAUUAA